GAUCAUUCUUCUACAUUCAUGAUUUCGUUUGAUUGAUUUCAUCAUCUUCAUCAUUAUUGAAUCAAAAAAGUAGUGAGAAGUUUGUUCGAGAAUUUUUUCUCUCAUUUCUCAACAAUCAUGAAAUUGACAAAUUCCAGUGCGAUUAUUAUCGCACUCAUGAUUUCCGUUUCUGAAUGUUCAAUUCUACGCGAUAUGUUUCUAAAUCGACGUAGUCGUGAUGCCGAUAGUGAUGACGAUCAUCAUACAGGUGGUGGUGUGAUGGAUGUGUUUGGUUCGUUUGUCGAGGAUGUUGGUCUCAAAAGCGUAUUCCGUGAUAUGCAAAUGCGAAUGUUGGGAGCAUCCGAGGCAUUAUUGGAACAAUCAACAAAUAUUUAUGAUAAUUUUCAGGAUACAUUAGCCAAAACACGUAAUGGCCACGAUGAACGUGCAUCGGAAUUUCGUAAAGCACUACGUUAUCUGCAGACCGAAGCACGAAGACGUCGUGAAGACCUAGAAGAUGAAAUUGAAGUGGAAAAAGAAAAAGCAGCCGAAGCUAAAACGGCUGAUGAAAAGAAAGAAUCGACCAAUAAGUUGAAUAAAUUGAAUGCAGCAUUAAAACAGAUGGAUGAAGUUGCGAAAACCAGAAUUAGUUCGCUCCGAGAUAGAAUCCAGAAAAGACGUUCGAAUCGAAAAUCGAUUCUGAAAAGUUUGAAAAAACCAGCAGAAAAUGAGAAAGAAGAGGAAGUCGCCGAUGAUGAAACUAGCAGAACUAAACGUGAUGCUAAUGGCAAAAAGAAGAAAAAGAAUUCCAACACACAAACAUCACCGACGACAGCAAAACCGGUGAGCAAGAAAAAGAAAAAACAGCCAAAAAAUAUAGAUGCUCCUAAUGUAGAAAGUGCUGGCGAUGGAUUCGGUGACCAUUAGAAACAAUCAUCACAAUCAUGACUCCAUUUAAUCAUUGGGUUUUCUUUUUCUGGGUUAUAAUCGAAAUUUAAAUUUUUCAACAAAACCAACACUUUGUGGCCAACAUCUCCAAUAAGUUUCCAAAUUGCAACAUCUUUUUUAAUAUAUUUAGCUACAAUGAUCAUAAAAAUCGAAUAAAAAUUCAAUACAAUCAA
Messenger RNA from Dermatophagoides farinae (American house dust mite), 1100 nucleotides. RefSeq lists its product as uncharacterized. Lineage: Eukaryota; Metazoa; Arthropoda; Arachnida; Sarcoptiformes; Pyroglyphidae. The record is from RefSeq and is a predicted model, not a curated record.